AUGAGCUCCAGCCAGCCAGGGACCUGCCCAUGCCAGGGUGCUGCAGGCCGCCCAACCAUUCUGUAUGCACUUCUGAGCCCCAGCGUCAGGGACUGGCCCUCUGUGCCCCCAGCCCGUGGCCGCUGCCUGUGCAGGCAGCACCGGCCCGUCCGGCUGUGUACUCCCCAUCGCACCUGCCGGGAGGCCUUGGAUGUUCUGGCCAAGACGUUGGCCUUCCUCAGGAACCUGCCGUCCUUCUGCCAGCUGCCCCCCCAGGAUCGGCGACAGCUGCUGCGGUGCUGCUGGGGCCCCCUCUUCCUGCUUGGGUUGGCCCAAGACACUGUGACCUUCGAAGUGGCUGAGCUCCCAGUUCCCAGCAUACUCAAGAAGAUCCUGCUGGAGGAGCCCACCAGCGGUGCAGGCCAUGGCCAGGUGUUGGAUCGGCCCCAGCCCUCACUGGCUGCAGUGCAGUGGCUUCAGUGCUGCCUGGAGUCCUUCUGGAGUCUGGAGCUGGGCCCCAAAGAAUAUGCCUACCUGAAAGGGACCAUCCUCUUCAACCCUGACGUGCCAGGCCUCCACGCCUCCUCCCACAUCGGGCACCUGCAGCAGGAGGCGCACCAGGCCCUGUGGGAGGUCCUGGAGCCCUGGUGCCCAGCAGGCCAAAGCCGCCUGGCUCGUGUCCUCCUCACGGCCUCCACCCUCAAGUCCGUUCCACCCAGCCUGCUUGGAGACCUGUUCUUUCACCCUGUCAUUGGAGACGUUGACAUCGCUGGCCUCCUCGAAGACAUGCUUUUGCUGAGGUGA
Messenger RNA from Globicephala melas (long-finned pilot whale), 783 nucleotides. RefSeq names its product nuclear receptor subfamily 0 group B member 2 (gene NR0B2). Gene Ontology annotation, cellular component: cytoplasm; nucleus. Gene Ontology annotation, biological process: negative regulation of transcription by RNA polymerase II; circadian rhythm. The record is from RefSeq and is a predicted model, not a curated record. Gene Ontology annotation, molecular function: transcription factor binding; transcription corepressor activity. NCBI's taxonomy places the organism in Eukaryota, Metazoa, Chordata, Mammalia, Artiodactyla, Delphinidae.